CCCAUACACAGAGUCCAGUCAGUUAGUCAGCGCAAGAGGUGUGGGUGGGUGGGCAGGCAUCUUUCUACUUUCUUUGUAUAAAUUGGACACAACAGAGGAAUUUUUAAAGCGAAAUGGGUUCCCGUCCUCUGCUCUUCUUCUUCUUCUUCUUGGUUUUCACAUUAGUGUGCUGUCGUAUCGAAUCCCAGAAUGUCGAUCUGUCUGUGUAUUAUGAGACUCUGUGUCCGUACUGUGCGGAUUUCAUAGUGAAUGAUCUAGUGAAGGUGUUCGACAAAGGACUCAUCUCCAUCGUCAAUCUCAGGUUGGUCCCGUGGGGCAACGCCUUCAUUAAUUCCGAUGGCUCCUUCGCUUGCCAGCAUGGGCCGGACGAGUGCAUGUUGAAUGAAAUUGAUGCUUGCACCAUUGACAACUACCCUGAUGUGAACCGACAUUUUAGAUUUAUUCACUGUGUGGAGCGUUUGACCUUGGAGAACAAGCUCAAUGAGUGGGGUAAUUGUUUUGACACAAGCGGGUUGGGCAAGGAACCCAUUGAUUGCUACAGAAUGGGAUAUGGACAAGUGCUUGAACAGAAAUAUGCUGCUGAAACAGGGCAACUCAAUCCACCCCACAAGUUUGUACCAUGGGUGGUUGUCAACAAUCAACCAAUUCAAGAUGACUACAAAAACUUUGUGAGCCAUGUAUGCGAGGCUUACAAAGGCACACUAACACCAGAGGCUUGCAGAUCACUAUCCCUAACUAGCGAUUCACUGGCGAAGGCAUAUUCCAGUAGUCCCGUUUGCUAUCCAGGUGAAAGAAAGAACUUGACAUCAUCAACACCGUGAAAAUUAAGUAUCAAUAUCAACCCAUGUCUGUAGGGAUAAUUGAAUCUUCAAUUUGACUAAUAUUAGACUCUAUUGGCU
Molecule: messenger RNA, 899 nt
Organism: Tripterygium wilfordii
Lineage: Eukaryota; Viridiplantae; Streptophyta; Magnoliopsida; Celastrales; Celastraceae
Product: gamma-interferon-responsive lysosomal thiol protein-like
Exons: 5
Coding region: 114-821 (235 amino acids)
Molecular function (GO): oxidoreductase activity, acting on a sulfur group of donors, disulfide as acceptor
Source: RefSeq, a predicted model, not a curated record